CCUUGCCUGCUUACGGUUUAAUGGCGCACAUCACCAUAAAUCAGUAUUUGCAGCAAGUACAAGAAGCCAUUGACAGCAGAGAUGGACAAUUUUGUGCGGAAUUAGUAUCAUUUAAACAUCCACAUGUAGCAAACCCAAGACUACAGCUUCCAUCUCCAGAGGAGAAGUGUCAACAAGUUUUGGAGCCACCAUAUGAUGAAAUGUUUUCAGCCCACUUAAGGUGUACUUAUGCUGUUGGAAACCAUGAUUUUAUAGAAGCAUACAAAUGCCAGACAGUUAUUGUCCAAUCUUUCCUGCGAGCAUUUCAGGCACAUAAAGAAGAAAAUUGGGCCUUACCUAUUAUGUAUGCUGUAGCCCUUGAUCUUCGAAUUUUUGCUAAUAAUGCAGAUCAACAGCUUGUGAAGAAAGGGAAAAGCAAGGUUGGUGACAUGUUGGAAAAAGCAGCAGAACUACUGAUGAGCUGUUUUCGAGUCUGUGCCAGUGACACACGAGCGGGCAUUGAAGACUCCAAAAAGUGGGGCAUGUUGUUUCUUGUUAAUCAGCUGUUUAAAAUUUAUUUUAAGAUCAACAAACUCCAUCUAUGUAAGCCCUUAAUUAGAGCAAUUGACAGCUCAAAUCUGAAGGAUGAAUAUAGUAUGGCACAGCGAGUUACGUACAAAUAUUAUGUUGGACGCAAAGCCAUGUUUGACAGUGACUUUAAGCAAGCUGAAGAGUAUCUGUCAUUUGCCUUUGAGCACUGUCACCGAUCAAGCCAGAAGAAUAAAAGAAUGAUUUUGAUCUACCUGCUGCCAGUAAAAAUGUUGUUGGGCCAUAUGCCAACAGUUCAGCUCUUAAAAAAGUAUGACCUUAUGCAGUUUGCUGAAGUAACAAAGUCUGUGAGUGAAGGCAAUCUUCUUCUACUGAAUGAUGCUCUGACAAAGCAUGAGACCUUCUUUAUUCGAUGUGGAAUCUUUCUUAUCCUUGAGAAGCUGAAAAUCAUCACAUACAGAAAUCUCUUUAAGAAAGUAUAUUUACUACUCAAAACCCAUCAGCUAUCUCUAGAUGCCUUUCUGAUUGCCCUGAAGUUCAUGCAAGUAGAGGAUGUUGAUAUUGAUGAAGUCCAGUGCAUUUUAGCUAACCUUAUAUACAUGGGUCACAUUAAAGGCUACAUAUCCCACCAGCAUCAGAAGCUUGUGGUCAGUAAGCAGAACCCAUUUCCUCCACUGUCAACGGUGUGUUGAGUAUUGCAUCUUAUCCAUGCAAGUGCUUCCCAGGUACUCGGCUUGUCCAGUGGAACUGCUCCUAAUCACCCCAAGGACACUGUAAAUUGCCUGGUUCAUGUCCAGAACUGGAAUACCAGGAACUGUUUGUGGCUCCUUUCCCAGAAGGACCAAGACUGCCAGUGUUACAAAGUGCGUUGGAAUGAAAUGCUGACUUUUAAAUAAUAAUUUCCACAGGCUUUCUAGAUAAUUCCAAGUAUUUCCUGAAGAAAUAAAGCAAAGCAUUCCAAAUUACUCACAAAUUACUUAAAAGUUUUUAUAAAGUACUUUGUGUUACUAUUUUUGCAUUUAUCUUUCAGAGAGAAGUGUCAGCCUUUGUUACUCGUGUUCAUCCAUUCUUCAGAAUGGAAAUAAUGUUUUCUUACAUGGUUUCCAUUUUUUUUAAGUCUCUUUGAUUAUCUUGCUGGUAUUAAAUAUUCUCUUCAAGCUUUCUCUAGAAACUAGAGAAGUGCUUGACACCAAAA
Molecule: messenger RNA, 1723 nt
Organism: Manacus vitellinus (golden-collared manakin)
Lineage: Eukaryota; Metazoa; Chordata; Aves; Passeriformes; Pipridae
Gene: PCID2
Product: PCI domain containing 2
Exons: 14
Coding region: 21-1220 (399 amino acids)
Biological process (GO): poly(A)+ mRNA export from nucleus; transcription elongation by RNA polymerase II; post-transcriptional tethering of RNA polymerase II gene DNA at nuclear periphery
Cellular component (GO): transcription export complex 2
Molecular function (GO): double-stranded DNA binding; RNA binding
Source: RefSeq, a predicted model, not a curated record